Lagenorhynchus albirostris (white-beaked dolphin) is the source of this 744-nucleotide messenger RNA. RefSeq names its product cysteine rich secretory protein 1 (gene CRISP1). Gene Ontology annotation, cellular component: extracellular region. Lineage: Eukaryota; Metazoa; Chordata; Mammalia; Artiodactyla; Delphinidae. Gene Ontology annotation, biological process: binding of sperm to zona pellucida. The record is from RefSeq and is a predicted model, not a curated record. The transcript has 7 exons. The coding region runs from base 1 to 744 and encodes 247 amino acids.
AUGACAAUGAAACACUUCUUAUUACUGGCUGCUGCUGCCGUCUUCCUGCACGUUUUGAUUACAAGAGCAAAACCACCUAAAGUUCCAUAUGAUACACUCCUUAUGGAACCGGCAACUGUCCAAGAAGAAAUAGUGACUGUACAUAACACCAUCAGGAGAGGAGUAUUUCCACCAGCCAGCAACAUGCUAAAAAUGAAUUGGAGUGAAGAAGCUGCAAGAAACGCCAGAAUGUUGUCAAAAGAUUGUGAAUUGGUAGAGAGCAAUGCAGUUAAGAGGCGAAUUACAAAUACUUUUUGUGGAGAAAAUAUGCAUCUGUCAUCUUAUCCUAUCUCAUGGUCAAACGUAAUCAGAAUCUGGUACAGUGAGUCUAAAUAUUUCAAGUAUGGGGAAUGGGCCUCGACAGAUGAUGACAUGAUGAUGGAGCAUUACACUCAGGUUGUUUGGGCCACUUCUUACCUUAUUGGCUGCAGCAUAUCAUCAUGUUGUAAAGGAAUUCAGUAUCUCUACAUUUGUCACUAUUGUCACGAGGGCAAUGAUCCUGACAAAAAGAAUGUACCUUAUAAUAAGGGAACUCCAUGGGGAGACUGUCCAAAUAACUAUGAAGAUAAACUUUGUACAAACCCUUGCAUCUACUACGAUGAAUACAGUAAUUGUAAGACACAGACACGAGGUCCUGCCUGCAGCCACCUGUCAGUUCAACGACUCUGCAAAGCUAGUUGCCUGUAUCCCACUGAGAUAAAAUAG